GGCGAGCCCCGCCCCGCCCCCCCCCCCGCGCCAGGCGUGGCGGAGCCGCCGCGGCCCGCCCCAGGGCGGCCGCAGGGCCGCGGUGAGGACCUCGGAAGUGGCGGGAGCCCGUCCUUCUGCCGCGGAGCGAUGGUCGCGGGGGCGCCCCGGCCCCUGCCGGGCCCCGGGGAGCCGCCUGCCGAGGGACACCCCGCGCCCGGCCGCUACCUGAGGUAAAUUUUUCCAUAACCUUAUGGAGAAAAAGGACUUUGAAGCAUGGCUUGAUAACAUUUCUAUUACAUUUCUUUCUCUGACGGACUUGCAGAAAAAUGAAACUCUGGAUCACCUGAUUAGCUUGAGUGGAGCAGUCCAGCUCAGGCACCUCUCCAAUAAUCUAGAGAUUCUCCUCAAGAGGGACUUCCUCAAACUUCUUCCGUUGGAACUUAGCUUUUAUCUAUUAAAAUGGCUCGAUCCUCAGACCUUACUCACAUGUUGCCUCGUCUCUAAGCAGUGGAAUAAGGUCAUAAGUGCCUGUACAGAGGUAUGGCAGACUGCAUGUAAGAAUUUAGGUUGGGAAAUAGAUGACUCUGUUCAGGACCCUUUACAUUGGAAGAAGGUUUACCUAAAGGCUAUUUUAAGGAUGAAGCAACUGAAGGACCACGAAGCCUUUGAGACAUCCUCUUUGAUUGGACACAGUGCCAGAGUAUAUGCACUUUACUAUAAAGAUGGACUUCUGUGUACAGGAUCAGAUGACUUGUCUGCAAAACUGUGGGAUGUAAGCACAGGUCAGUGCAUAUAUGGUAUCCAGACACAUACUUGUGCUGCGGUGAAGUUUGAUGAACAAAAACUUGUAACAGGAUCUUUUGAUAACACAGUAGCCUGUUGGGAAUGGAGCUCUGGGGCCAAGACUCAGCAUUUUAGAGGACACACAGGUGCAGUUUUUAGUGUGGAUUACAAUGAUGAACUUGAUAUUCUGGUCAGUGGCUCUGCAGACUUCACUGUGAAAGUAUGGGCCUUAUCAACAGGAAUGUGCCUGAAUACCCUUACUGGACACACGGAGUGGGUCACUAAGGUAGUUUUGCAGAAGUGCAAAGUCAAAUCUCUUAUGCAUAGUCCUGGGGAUUAUAUUCUUCUAAGUGCAGAUAAGUAUGAAAUCAAGAUUUGGCCUAUUGGAAGGGAAAUAAACUGCAAGUGCUUAAAAACAUUAUCUGUUUCUGAAGAUCGCAGCAUCUCCUUGCAGCCCAGGCUGCACUUUGAUGGUAAAUACAUAGUGUGCAGCUCAGCUCUAGGACUGUACCAGUGGGACUUUGCCAGCUAUGAUAUUCUCAGGGUUAUCAAACCUCCUGACUUUUCAAAUGUGUCCUUGCUGGGCUUUGGAGAGAUAUUUGCUCUACUGUUUGACAACAGAUACCUGUAUAUAAUGGACUUGAGGACAGAAAAACUGAUAAGCCGCUGGCCUCUACCAGAGUAUCGGAAGUCAAAGAGAGGUUCAAGCUUUUUGGCUGGUGAAAUGUCUUGGUUAAAUGGACUAAAUGGCCAAAAUGAUAUGGGCUUGGUUUUUGCCACCAGUAUGCCAGACCACAGUAUCCAUUUGGUAUUAUGGAAGGAACAUGGCUGAAAAGAUCACACAUGGCAGAAUCUUCAGGAAUAUCUGGACUAUCAGCAGUGUGUCCAUAAAAUAAGACUUUGCAUGAACCAAAGUUGCACACCUAAUGGUAUCGUCAUGCAAUGCACAAUCACUUACUUUUAUUUGGGCAUUUGGGAAUGGGUUGUUUUUGACAUAAUGCAACACAGCAUGCUAACAAUAUUCACCACUAAAUUUUAUCUGUACUCAUGUUUAAGCAUACUUAUUUGGGCUCUGAAGCAUAGCUUGUAAAACUUAAACCAUUCAAAUCCACCAUUAAGUCUAAAAUGAAGUAGUAUUUGACCUGA
Molecule: messenger RNA, 1911 nt
Organism: Dromaius novaehollandiae (emu)
Lineage: Eukaryota; Metazoa; Chordata; Aves; Casuariiformes; Dromaiidae
Gene: FBXW2
Product: F-box and WD repeat domain containing 2
Exons: 7
Coding region: 233-1597 (454 amino acids)
Molecular function (GO): protein binding
Source: RefSeq, a predicted model, not a curated record